Messenger RNA from Pleurotus ostreatus (oyster mushroom), 540 nucleotides. RefSeq lists its product as uncharacterized. The coding region runs from base 1 to 540 and encodes 179 amino acids. The record is from RefSeq and is a predicted model, not a curated record. The transcript has 2 exons. NCBI's taxonomy places the organism in Eukaryota, Fungi, Basidiomycota, Agaricomycetes, Agaricales, Pleurotaceae.
AUGACCCUCGAGAACUCGGACCUCAACAUGUCAAGACUAUCGCUAAACUCAUCCAGUUCUCAAAGCGAAGACUGGGAUAGAUCACUUAUAUUAGAAGACAACGAGCCCCCGUCGACAUCCUCGUCAUCGACUACCGAAGACGCUACAACGACAUCGGAGUCGAUGGCCUCUUCAACAUCGACGAUGACCCCUCGGAACUCGGUAGCAUUCCCGGCUGAGAGUGAGGGGACACCACGGCGACAUGCACGAGAAAGUAGUGGGGGGUAUACUUUGGCUGGGAAGGGAAAGAGGUCGCUGAGCGAGCUCAUGAGGCUUCACGCGGAAAAGGGCACAGAUUGCAAAUUCAGCCCCGAGGAGGCUUCAAGAGUGGCAGAUGUACUUGGACAGUGGAUCAAUGCGUCUUCGUCUCCAUACGAAGCCGAAGAUGAUUUCUUUCGCUCUCAAGAUGACCUAUCAUCGGUUCUCUCGAAACGAGCGAGUCGUGCGGAUUUGAACGCGCGACCAAGGGGGCAGAGUGAGGGCUGCUCGCGAUCAUCAUGA